Molecule: messenger RNA, 447 nt
Organism: Penicillium lagena
Lineage: Eukaryota; Fungi; Ascomycota; Eurotiomycetes; Eurotiales; Aspergillaceae
Product: mitochondrial fission 1 protein
Exons: 3
Coding region: 1-447 (148 amino acids)
Biological process (GO): mitochondrial fission; peroxisome fission; autophagy of mitochondrion
Cellular component (GO): peroxisomal membrane; mitochondrial outer membrane
Molecular function (GO): protein binding
Source: RefSeq, a predicted model, not a curated record
AUGACAAGUCUUCCAUUUUCCAGCCCAUUGAAGCCAGCAGAGCUCCAAGUCCUGCGGGCACAAUAUGAAAAGGAGGGCGACUAUGUCGGAAUCCAGACCAAGUUCAACUACGCAUGGGGCCUGAUCAAAUCCAACACCCGACCCGACCAACAAGAGGGCGUCCGCCUACUCUCCGAGAUCUUUCGCUCAGCCCCCGAGCGACGGCGCGAGUGUCUGUACUAUCUCGCACUGGGCAACUUCAAGCUAGGCAACUACGGCGAGGCCCGUCGGUACAACGACCUGCUGCUCGAACAUGAGCCUGCCAACCUGCAAGCUGCUAGUCUGGGAUCGUUGAUUGAUGACAAGGUGGCCAAGGAGGGCCUGAUGGGCAUCGCGAUCGUGGGUGGCUUGGCUGUGGCCGCCGGCGUGGUGGGCAGCCUGGUCAUCAAGGGAGUUCGAAGGCGGUAG